Chelmon rostratus (copperband butterflyfish) is the source of this 1121-nucleotide messenger RNA. It is a transcript of the gene tnni1a, whose product is annotated as troponin I type 1a (skeletal, slow). The record is from RefSeq and is a predicted model, not a curated record. Gene Ontology annotation, cellular component: troponin complex. Gene Ontology annotation, biological process: muscle contraction. The transcript is spliced from 8 exons. NCBI's taxonomy places the organism in Eukaryota, Metazoa, Chordata, Actinopteri, Chaetodontiformes, Chaetodontidae. The coding region runs from base 87 to 653 and encodes 188 amino acids.
CUUGGCCCCAUCUCUGAUUUGUCCAUCCUGCCUCUGCUGCUGUCGCAUCUCUCCUGCUUCUAACACUGCGAGAUCUCACCAGCAGGAUGCCUGAGCAUGUGCAAGAGAGGAAACCAAAGAUCUCAGCUUCAAGGAAGCUGAUGCUCAAGAGUCUGAUGGUGGCGAAGGCCAAGGAGGAAUUGGAACAGGAGAUCCUGGUUAAAGAAGAGGAGAAACAGAAGUAUCUGGCGGAGAGAGCUCCUCCUCUGAACACCAGCGGCCUGAGCCUUGCACAGCUACAGGAUCUCUGCAGAGAGCUCCAUGUCAAGGUAGAUGUUGUGGAUGAGGAGCGAUAUGACAUUGAAGCCAAAGUCAUGCUCAACACACGUGAGAUUAAAGACCUGAACAUCAAGGUGCUGGACCUCAGGGGGAAAUUCAAGAGGCCUAAUCUUCGACGCGUUCGUGUGUCUGCUGACGCCAUCCUUCGUUCACUGCUGGGCUCCAAACACAAAGUCUCCAUGGACCUCCGGGCCAACCUCAAGUCUGUCAAGAAAGAAGACACUGAGAAGAAGAGGCCAGUUGAGGACAGUGACUGGAGGAAGAAUGUGGAGGCCAUGUCAGGGAUGGAGGGGAGGAAGAAGAUGUUCGAUGCUGCUAAAGGUCCAGCCCAGUGAAGCCAGAAGGUGACGGGCUGGUGUCACGUGAGCGAGGCCACUCCUCCUGCAUCUGCUCUAUUGCAGCUUCUGCAUGUCAGCCUAAUGCUGUCAUUCUUAUGUAUGCUCCUGCAAUGGAGGUGUGAAGAUGUCCCAACACUCCCCGACGUUUGCUGUUAAAAAUGAUUUUAUCUAUGUGCCAUGUGUUAUUAAUUUACUCUCAUAACUGAUAUUACACCUGAAGCCCAGAGAUUUUGGCAUAUAUUUGGAAAGCAAAGUCAAAAAAUGCAGGUUUGUAUCUCCAGAAGACUAAUGUGGAUUGUACGCUAACCAGCAGGCCAAAUUAUAUUCAAGCCAAGAAUAAUAUGACCUGGUCAAAUGAAACUGCAUCUUGUAUUCUUGCUUGCUCUGAGCAUGACCUGUGUUUUUAUGAACUGUAACAAAAUGUUUUGCACUGCAUCAGCUGGAUUUUUAUGGAAACUGUCACAA